Prinia subflava (tawny-flanked prinia) is the source of this 3105-nucleotide messenger RNA. Its product is annotated as cytosolic phospholipase A2 epsilon-like. Gene Ontology annotation, cellular component: cytosol. NCBI's taxonomy places the organism in Eukaryota, Metazoa, Chordata, Aves, Passeriformes, Cisticolidae. The record is from RefSeq and is a predicted model, not a curated record. The coding region runs from base 1 to 3105 and encodes 1034 amino acids. Gene Ontology annotation, molecular function: calcium ion binding; calcium-dependent phospholipid binding. Gene Ontology annotation, biological process: glycerophospholipid catabolic process. The transcript has 22 exons.
AUGUCUUGGGAAGUGCUGCCAGUGGAGGUACCAGGAGCAGAUACAGAAAACGUGUUAAAUCCUGAAAAUAUGUCUCUAGAACUGCUGCCCACGGAGGAGCCAGGAGUAAAUCCUGAAAAUAUGUCUCUAGAACUGCUGCCCACGGAGGAGCCAGGAGUAGAGCCUGAAAAUAUGUCUCUAGAACUGCUGCCCACGGAGGACCCAGGAGUAGAGCCUGAAAAUAUAUGUCUCGAAUUGCUGCCUGUAGAGGAGCCAGGACUAUAUCCUGAAAAGAUGUCUAAAGGAUUCCUGCCCAUGGAGGAGCCAGGACUAUAUCCUGAAAAGAUGUCUAAAGGAUUCCUGCCCAUGGAGGAGCCAGGACUAUAUCCUGAAAAGAUGUCUAAAGGAUUCUUGCCCAUGAAGGGGCCAGGACUAUAUCCUGAAAAGAUGUCUAAAGGAUUCUUGCCCAUGAAGGGGCCAGGACUAUAUCCUGAAAAGAUGUCUAAAGGCUUCCUGCCCGUGGAGGAGCCAGGACUAUAUCCUGAAAAGAUGUCUAAAGGAUUCCUGCCCAUGAAGGUGCCAGAAGCACUCUAUUACAUGAAUAAAGGGACCAUGGUACCAUCAAAUGCACUAGAGGAUGGAAACUCAGGCCUCGGUUCCUUGGGAGAUGGUGAAUGGCAAAAAAGGACAGACGACAGUACUGGUCCAGACCAAGGUGAUUUCAAGAUAGAAUCCUCUCCUUGCUACCUGUUGACUGUAAGGAUCAUCCGGAUGAGAAAUCUCCAGCGAGUGGAUGCCUUAAGCCAGGCUGAUUGCUACGUGUCCCUGUGGCUGCCAACUGCGACGUGUGAAAGGUCCCGCACCAAAACUGUGAGGAACUCCGACAACCCAGUGUGGAACGAAACCUUCUACUUCAGAAUCCAGAGUCAGGUCAAGAAUGUGCUGGAGCUCACGGUGUAUGAUGAGGAUUUUGCCACUCCAGAUGACCAUCUCCUCUGUGCCCUCUUUGAUACUGCUAAACUUCCACUUGACAAAACAGUGAUCUUGUACUUCAAGCCUAGCCCAAAUGCCAAGGAGGAGCUAGAGGUUGAAUUCAAAUUGGAGAUUGCACCUGGUCCUCAUGAAACGAUUGCUAGCAAUGGAGUGCUGGUGUGCCGGGAACUUUGCUGCUUGGAAGUUGAAGUGGCAGAGAAGACGAAGCAAAAAUCAAAGAAGGAGCUUUCCCUCACUGUGAAGGGCUCCUUUGAGGGGACGCAGGACAUCGUGCUGGGCCCCAAUGGAGUUGUCAGCCCCUCAUGUCCCACCGAGUUCCACUACAUCAAGUAUGCGGAGCCAACGCUGGAUGUCAUGCUGCCAAAGAAGAGGCGCUACCACCCCUGGUCCUGUAGGUACAGUACAGAGACGGGCUCCCCGGUUGUGAUGCUGAACUCGCUGCCCAUGGGAAGGAAAACAACCAUUGCAGAGGAGAAAAGAUUUGACUUGAAUGUGACAGCAAAAGCAUGUAAUUGUUCCUGCCACCAAGACCUGGACAUGCGCUUUGGUUUUAACUUAUGUUCUGAAGAGAUGGCUUUCCUGGGGAAAAGAAAGAGAUAUGUAGCAAGUGCUCUCAAAAAUGUUUUUCACCUACCACACGAACUGCAGGAUCAAGAAGUCCCCGUCGUGGCCAUCAUCACGACAGGUGGAGGACUGAAGUCGAUGACAGGAUUGUAUGGCAGCCUCAUGGGACUCAAGAAGUUAAAUCUCCUGGACUGUAUAACAUACAUCAGCGGGCUGUCUGGCACCACAUGGACCAUGGCCAACUUAUACAGAGACGCCUACUGGUCACAGAAGGACCUAGACUCACACAUUAGUGAAGCCCAAAAACAAGCAACAAAAUGCAAGAUGGGCUGUUUCUCUAUGGAUCGCAUGAAGUACUACAACAAGCAGCUCUGCCAGCGCAAAGAAGAGGGAUACAGGACAUCAUUUAUAGAUCUGUGGGGUCUCAUGAUCGAGUACUUACUAAAUGAGGGGAAAGACCCCCACAAGCUUUCAGAGCAGCAAGAAGCACUGUGUGAUGGCCAGAACCCACUGCCCAUCUAUGUGUCAGUCUGUGUCCGGGACAGUUAUAGCACCAAUGACUUCAAAGAGUGGGUGGAGUUCACUCCCUACGAGGUGGGGCUGCUGAAGUACGGCGCGUUUGUCCGCACGGAGCACUUCGGGAGCGAGUUCUUCAUGGGCCGCUUGUUAAAGAAGCUCCCCGAAUCCCGCAUCUGCUACCUUCAAGGUAUGUGGAGCAGUAUAUUUUCUGUGAACCUUUUACAAAUAUGGGGCCUGUCCCACAGUUCAGAGGACUUCUGGAAGAGAUGGACACAAGACAGAAUAGAGGAAGUUGACGAGGACCCGGUGCUGCCCACGCGGCCCCACGAGCUGAGGACGCGCAUGUACACACCGCCCGGGCCCCUGUCCAGCGCCCUGCGCGGGGCCCUGACCGACCGCUUCUCCGUGGCCCAGCACCACAACUUCCUGAAGGGCUACCAGCUGCACAACAACUACAUGGAGAACAAGCACUUCUGUCGCUGGAAAGAUACUGUGUUAGAUUCACGUCCCAACCAGCUGAUGCAAAAUCCUGAUCAGCUGGGCAUGAUAGAUGCUGGAUUUUUCAUCAAUACCAGCAGUGCACCACUUUUAAGGCCACAGAGGGAAGUGGAUGUCAUCAUAUAUCUAAGUUAUACUACUGGAUCACAUACAUCGUCUCUAGAUAAGGCCUGUAAAUACUACUCAGAGCAGAAAAUCCCAUUCCCAACAAUUUCUUUGACUGACGAAGAUAAGAAAAAUCUGAAGGAGUGCUACAUCUUCCAAGAUUCAGAUCUGCCAGGAUGUCCGAUUGUGAUUUUUCUUCCCCUUGUGAAUGAUACCUUCCAAGAGUACAAAGCACCUGGUGUCAAGCGCUGUUGCUCAGAGAUGGAGGAAGGCCAGCUUGAUUUGACCAGCUCCUGUUCCCCCUACUGCAUGUUCUCUGUCAGAUACACCGAUGAGAACUACCGCAAGCUGCUCAAUCUCAGCGAGUACAACAUCCUCAACAACUCUGAGAUGAUUAUGGAGGCCUUGCAGACAGCGAUGCAAAGGAGGAGGCAGAAAAUGUGCUGA